GUUGAAGGCCUUGGAACAGGUUUGUUUCGAGUUACGACUAAAUAGUUUGAUCCAUUAAUUCCAGCUCGAGCUAGUAAAGUCUAGAAUUAGAUAGAACAGAAUCCCGAAUAGUGCGUGCUACGUAAACAAACCAAUUCAAAUGCUUCAUCAUUAGUAUUUUUUGUGGUAUACGUAGUUACGUAACUUUUGAUGCUCCGAAUAUGAAUAAAUUCAAUUCAACACCACUUGUUCUCUCAUAGUUAUUAGUUACAUAUAUAACAUAUUGCACCAUUAACAAUUAAUAAUAAGUAUAAAAUAGCAUUAUACUAUUAAUAGAUUGAAGAUACAAGAUCUAUCAUCAUGGCUCAAGUUUCAGAUAAGCAAGUGAUGGUGGUCGGAGUCGACGACAGCGAAUUUAGCACAUACGCUCUUGAAUGGACUCUGGAUCAUUUGGUUACUACACUUCCCAAUCCAAUCUUCAAACUUGUUCUUGUUUUUGCCAAACCUUCUCCUUCUACUAAUGUUGGCUUCGUAGGCCCCGCGGGAGCCGCUGAGAUAUUACCUAUUGUGGAGGCCGAUUUGAAAAGAACUGCUACUAUUGUUAUUGAAAGAGCUCAAGAAAUCUGCACCAAGAGAUCGGUAAAAGACGUAGUAGUGGAAGUUGUGGAUGGAGAUGCUAGAAAUGUUCUCUGUGAUGCUGUGGACAAGCACCAUGCUUCUAUUUUGGUUGUAGGUAGUCAUGGUUACGGAGCUAUAAAAAGGGCUGUUUUAGGUAGUGUAAGUGACUAUUGUGCUCAUCAUGCUCAUUGCACUGUGAUGAUCGUGAAGAAGCCAAAACCCAAACACUGAUCUCACUGGCUGCAUCUACAAUGACCCAGAACAAUCAGAAUAAAUUUUCAGAAAUAGGAAACAUGAAUGUUCUUUAAAAUUCCAUUACGUUGUUUGUUCUAUGUCAUGUUGACUCUAUAGAAUAAGGUUCAUUUCACCUUUGAUUAUGUUAAAAAAAUGUACUAAAAUUGAACAGGGAUUCCCCCUGUCCUAGCCGGUUGAAACCCUGGUAUUUAUUUUAUUGUACACGGGCAACUUUUGUAAAUGUUACUGUUCUAUGCAUAAAUGAAAAAUCAUGUAUGUUGUGAAUCUGUCACAUUCAAUA
Molecule: messenger RNA, 1132 nt
Organism: Medicago truncatula (barrel medic)
Lineage: Eukaryota; Viridiplantae; Streptophyta; Magnoliopsida; Fabales; Fabaceae
Product: universal stress protein PHOS32
Exons: 4
Coding region: 340-828 (162 amino acids)
Source: RefSeq, a predicted model, not a curated record